Messenger RNA from Plasmodium fragile, 1048 nucleotides. RefSeq lists its product as uncharacterized. The record is from RefSeq and is a predicted model, not a curated record. The transcript is spliced from 4 exons. Lineage: Eukaryota; Apicomplexa; Aconoidasida; Haemosporida; Plasmodiidae. The annotation marks the transcript as partial.
AAAUGGGAUUGGAAGUGGAAGCGGAAAUGGAAGCGGAAACGACGAACUGGCCAAAGACGACACAAGUGCAAAUGUGCACAGGACAGUUGAACCCGAGAGGGAGAAGAACCCCUUGGCCCCCUUCAACUGCGACGCCAACUCAAAUCUAAAGAAGCUAAAGUUGGACGAUGACAUGUUACUUGUACCCCACGACUACGACUCGCGUCCUUCCGACAAAACCUUCACCGAUCUAGUGGAGACCAUCAAGCACGUCGUGCUGCUCAUCGAGUUGAAACUUCUCUCUGCCUUCCCCUUUGUGUGUGAAAAGAGCCCAGCCCAAAUCGAGUUCAUGAAACGGGUGAACUUCCAAGCGGACCGCGACAAAAACGUCCACAAGUACAAUGCGCAAAAUGUCAGCCGGGAGCAGCGCGCGCUCGUGGACCGGCUAAUGCGAAGGAGUCAUCAGGGGACGCAGCAGAGGGAGGAGCAGCAGCGGGAACGCCCCUUUGACGACUCCAAUCUGAGCUUCCUGUUUUACGAAAACUAUUGCGACGCGCCAGGAACCGUCACGAUGGGUGAUAUAAACGAGUUCAUUAAAUCUAAGCCAGACGUCAAAUUCAACCUCACAGAUGGCACCUAUUUCGCUCACAUAUUUUCUCACCUCUGCCAGGUCCAGCUGCGUGAAGCGGAAGAGCGCAUUCUGAAGGAGAGCUUCCAAGCCCUGCCGCUCUGGGCAAACAGCCUAGUGCGCCUCGACGUGAACAACGUGGCUGACUUGUUCUACGCCCUCACCAUUUUUCAAGUUAUUCAGGGAUGCCACAACGGAAGAAUCACCAAAAACAAAUACGGCUACUCCAAAAAGGAGAGCCACACCGAAAAUGACGCCCUCUACAAAAUCCUGUCUCAAAUUUUAAUAAAAAAAAUUAUUAACAUAAAAUGUGAACGUCUUUACAAGGUCAUUUUGUCCUGCGCAAAUACGGCCUACUCGGACGUGUACUUGAAUCACUUUUUAAAAAAAUUCAAUCGGCAUGUUAAGUUUGGAAAAAUGCGCAAGUACGUUAACUGUUAA